CUCCCGCGUGAUUGGCUGCAGGUCAACUCAUCGGCUUGCCGUGCAGCAUCCUCCGCGAGCCCCCCUCAUCCCGAAGCGAGCGGCAGCGGUGUUUAAAAAAAAAAAAAAUCCCUUCUCCGCCGUCAUCGUUUAUUUCUGUGAAGUGACCGUUCGCCUUCGGUGUGCGCGCUUUCUUUUUCUUGCCCUGGCGGCUCGUUUUGGACGAUGGCCGAGAGCGAGGCAGACACGCCGAGCACGCCGAUUGAGUUUGAGAGCAAAUACUUCGAGUUUGAUGGAGUGCGGCUGCCGCCCUUCUGCAGAGGGAAGAUGGAGGAGAUCUCCAAUUUCUCCCUCAGAAGUAGCGACAUUUGGAUUGUCACCUACCCAAAGUCAGGCACCAGUCUACUUCAGGAGGUUGUGUAUUUAGUGAGCCAGGGAGCAGACCCAGAUGAAAUCGGCCUUAUGAACAUUGAUGAACAGCUGCCUGUCUUAGAGUACCCCCAACCUGGCCUGGAUAUCAUACAGGAGCUGACAUCCCCUCGUCUGAUCAAAAGCCAUCUUCCCUAUCGAUUCCUCCCUGAGGCCAUGCACAACGGAGAGGCCAAGGUGAUCUACAUGGCUCGGAACCCUAAGGACCUGGUGGUGUCCUACUACCAGUUCCACCGCUCUCUCAGGACUAUGAGCUACCGGGGAACCUUCCAGGAGUUCUGUCGGCGCUUCAUGAAUGACAAGCUGGGAUAUGGUUCCUGGUUUGAACACGUUCAGGAAUUUUGGGAGCAUCGUAUGGACUCUAAUGUCCUCUUCUUAAAAUAUGAAGACAUGUACAAGGAUCUGGGGACGUUGGUGGAGCAGUUAGCCCGGUUCCUGGGGGUUUCCUGUGACAAGGCUCAGCUGGAGGGCAUGGUGGAGAGCUGCAACCAGCUCAUCGAGCAGUGCUGCAACUCAGAGGCGCUGUCGAUCUGUAGGGGUCGUGUCGGUCUGUGGAAGGACAUCUUCACAGUGUCAAUGAAUGAGAAGUUUGACGCGGUGUACAGACAGAAGAUGGGCAAGUCCGACCUGACCUUUGACUUCUGCCUGUAAAGAGCGUCUCACUCUGCCCUCCCCCCAUUCUGCCUCCCUCCUCUCACUGAUCUACUUCAGUACUGUUGAUAGGUGCACACCUCCUGCCAAAACCCACGCUCCAUUCUCCAUGCAGUCACUCAGUCUGAAGUCUGGGAUUAAACUACAAGACUUUUGCCAGAAUGCAAUUUGCCUCAAGUUAACGAGUCAUCAAGAAUCACACCCUUGUGGGCUGACCAAAAUGAAUCCAGAAUUAUCAGGAUAUUAUUGAAAGUUUUCAAUCAAUAGUUAAACCAAACUUCCAUCACCCCUACCUCCACUGUAUGUUCACACUGCUCUGUAUGUAUAUAUAUAUAUAUAUUGACCAGGGUUGGACUGAUGUAGGUUUUUGAAGGUUGAUACCAAUACAGUUGAGCUGAAGUACAGGUCAAUGAAUACACUCAAAAUCCUAUUAUAUUCCUACACUCAUAACAGGGAUUCAAGCUGAUGUGUGUGACUGAAAUACACUGUAAAUCACAUGUUAUUGUAGCUGGACAGGGUAAGAAACAGCCAGUUCAGCCAUUUGGUUUGUUUCUGUUACGGCUGUUCUUCUGCUGGGUGAAAUUGCUCUGGCCAUUAGGGUAUGCUAUGUUUUCUGAUCAUGUCUGAAAAUGAUUAUAUUCUAUAUUCUAAAUGGCGACAUUCAAAAAGUCUGCUGGCCAUUGAGUUGAGACGUCGAUAACUGUUCAAAUGGAGAUAACGGCACAUCUCUCCUCUCAGGUGUUCAUGGUGCUGUACUCGUUUGUGCAGAUGAAAAGUGACAGAGGUAGCUGUGUGAAGAAUAAAAAAGAGAGAGCUAUAGAUAUGUCUCUGUUUGUCUAGUACUGCCUAGUUUCCCACUUUCAUACACCUACUAAUCACUCUGUGAAGUGAGCAUGAAGUUACACUCCAGCAUCAGAAAGUGUUGGGUGAGAGAGUUUCAGAUGCUGUUUGACAAUCCAACAAGCACUUCAUUUGAAGCAUACCAACACCUUAAGGUUUCUCUUGUUUUGGGAGAACCUAUCAGAGGUUAUUUCUUCUGACAACAUAGUUGCCAGAGCUACAGGGACGCACAAAUCACUUCACCCUAAGGUGGUGAUUCUCUUAGGGUGUCAUGAGAUGUCCAGGCUGGCCCUCAGGAACAGUGUGAGAACUUUGGACAUCCAUAAGCAACUUUUUUAUUGUACCUUUGCACUGAUAGUUGAGGUGGUUCAGACAUAUGUCUAUAAUGGCCUUUGGGUGACUCUCUGUGAAGGUACAGCUAACUGGGAGGAGACCCAGGAUGUCAUGGAGGGUUUACAUAUCCUGUUCGGCCUGUUCCUCUUCAGGAAGUGCUUGAGGAGGUAGCCAGGGAGAGGUGUAUAUGGGCUAAUUUGUUAGUCUGCUGCUUACAUGGUAACAUACUGUAUGUGUCUGAGGAGUGAAGAAAAACUUUUUUGUGUUCUUUUGGGCAGUGGCUACAGGUGGUUUUGCUCUGAGUUGAGUGGAAAAGGUGCUUGGGCCAUCUGGAGAACUUUUGGCCUACUCACUCUGACCAGAAGGACACUGACUGUUCAAGUUCACCCUCCAGUUACCAAAAAAAGUUUGGUUUCGUUAUUAUUAUUAUUAUUAUUAUUAUUAUUAUUAUUAUUAUUGCUAUCUAAGGGCAGUGGAAUGGGCAAUAAUUUAGAUUUUUAUCACAUCUUUAAGUUGAUGUGACUAAUGUGUGAAAACAGUCGCCUGUUUCCACAUGAAGUAGAAAUGGUCACGUAAUGAAUAUAAGCCCAGAAUCAACCCUUUCAGGUGUGUUCUGCUCUCCAUUAAAUUCUUAUGUAAAAUAUCUGCCACUUUAGCUGCUGAAUGCUCCCCUGUGUUCAGCUGUUUGUUACUGAGCUGUUGUGUGCAGCUGGUCAGCCAUAGCUUUUUUUUUACUGAAAACAGCAUCCUGCUGCUGCUAGAGAUACUGUAAGAUUGCACCCAUCCACAGUAACAGUACAGUUGCAAGCCGGAAAACCAAAACAAAUGAGCUAAAGGAUGCUUAACAGCUCUGUUGAACUGAAGAGUGGGGUGGUAAUUCUCUGCAGGUUAGUCACUAUGGCACAUAUAGUCGUGUGAUCCAUUGUUGAUGUAAAAAUAUUUAUUAGUGCAGCUUUAAACUUAACUUUACAGUUCAUUUGAAGUUGCUUAGUGAUUCCUCACUGCUUAAAACAAGCUGUUUUACAUACCAUGCCAUGUGAGUCUGACUUCAGUAGUAAGAAAUAUAUUUUUAAAUUCUAAAUGUCAUGUAGUCUGUCAUUGCUUUGACGUGUGGUUCACAGUGCAUAUCAGCCACAAUUAUCCACAUUUACCCUGCAUAAUUUACUCUGAUGUUUGAGCUUGUCAGCUGGAUAAUGAUACAUGUACACCAUCAUGGGACACGGAAACUCCCUAUGGGAGCCCAGACUAAUGAAUAAAGAGUUUUAGGGUUUGUAACUCUGUAGCUCAGACCACACACGACUAUUUCUCAGAGGAAACUGGAAUAAAUUAUUGCCUGUAAGUUUGGGAUGUGCAGUAUAUGCUGGCUGAGAGCAUGAUUGAGCAGUUACAAAUAGAAAACAAAAUGGUGAAAGCAAAUCGCAGGUUUUACAGACAACACCAAUGUCAGCCUUUUAUCUGUCGAGUCAAUAUAUUGGCUAUAUAGUGGCUCCAAGCCAGGCAGGCCUGCAGAGAGGAAGCUUAUCACGCCUACAUCAACCCAGAAGCUC
Messenger RNA from Lates calcarifer (barramundi perch), 3779 nucleotides. RefSeq names its product sulfotransferase family 4A, member 1 (gene sult4a1). Bases 205 to 1059 code for a protein of 284 amino acids. The record is from RefSeq and is a predicted model, not a curated record. Gene Ontology annotation, molecular function: sulfotransferase activity. The transcript has 7 exons. Gene Ontology annotation, biological process: sulfation. Gene Ontology annotation, cellular component: cytoplasm. Lineage: Eukaryota; Metazoa; Chordata; Actinopteri; Centropomidae.